Molecule: messenger RNA, 319 nt
Organism: Staurois parvus
Lineage: Eukaryota; Metazoa; Chordata; Amphibia; Anura; Ranidae
Source: the annotation of a GenBank genome assembly
GAUGACCAGAGACUGCGACACAGUACAGGGAUGACCAGAGACUGCGGACACAGUACAGGGAUGACCAGAGACUGCGGACACAGUACAGGGAUGACCAGAGACUGCGGACACAGUACAGGAGAUGACCAGAGACUGCGGACAUAGUACAGGAGAUGACCAGAGACUGCGGACACGGUACAGGGAUGACCAGAGACUGCAGACACAGUACAGGGAUGACCAGAGACUGCAGACAGUACAGGAGAUGACCAGAGACUGCAGACACAGUACAGGAGAUGACCAGAGACUGCGGACAGUACAGGGGAUGACCAGAGACUGCGGA